AUGUCGCGCCCCGAGGACACCCUCGCGGCGGACAUCCACUACGACGAUGUCGAGGCACGCAAGUACACGACGAGCUCGCGGAUAAAAAACAUCCAGGCGUCCAUGUCGUCGCGCGCGCUCGAGCUACUCAACCUGCAGUCGCCGAGCCUGAUCCUCGACGUCGGCUGCGGCAGCGGCCUGUCGGGCGAGAUGCUGUCGAGCGUGCCCGCCGACGAGGGCGGCCCGCACGUGUGGGUGGGCAUGGAUAUCAGCGCCUCCAUGCUCGACGUGGCCCUGCAGCGCGACGUCGACGGCGACCUGCUGCUGGCCGACAUGGGCCAGGGCGUGCCCUUCCGCGCCGGCACCUUUGACGCCGCCAUCAGCAUCAGCGCCAUCCAGUGGCUGUGCAACGCCGAGAGCAGCGAGACAUCGCCCUCGGGCCGCCUGUCGCGCUUCUUCAACGGCCUGUACGCCUCGCUGCGCCGCGGCGGCCGCGCGGUGUGUCAGUUCUACCCCAAGAACGACGCCCAGCGCCACAUGAUCACCGCCGCCGCCGUCAAGGCCGGCUUCGGCGCCGGCAUCCUCGAGGACGACCCCGAGACCAAGAACGUCAAGCUGUACCUGGUCCUGACGGCCGGCGCCAGCGUCGCCGGCGGCAAGGGCCAGGACAUCACCGGCGUCGUGAAGGGCAUGGACGGCGUCGACGUGCUCGACAGCCGCCGCCGCGGCCCCAAGAGCGGCAAGGGCGAGAUCAAGAAGGGCAGCAAGAUCUGGAUCCUCAACAAGAAGGAGCAGAUGGAGCGCAAGGGCAAGAUCGUCAAGGCCACGUCCAAGUACACGGGGCGGAAGCGGAGGGUGCAGUUUUAG
Messenger RNA from Lasiosphaeria miniovina, 846 nucleotides. Its product is annotated as S-adenosyl-L-methionine-dependent methyltransferase. Lineage: Eukaryota; Fungi; Ascomycota; Sordariomycetes; Sordariales; Lasiosphaeriaceae. Gene Ontology annotation, biological process: rRNA (guanine-N7)-methylation. The transcript is spliced from 2 exons. The record is from RefSeq and is a predicted model, not a curated record. Gene Ontology annotation, cellular component: nucleolus. Bases 1 to 846 code for a protein of 281 amino acids. Gene Ontology annotation, molecular function: rRNA (guanine) methyltransferase activity.